This is a messenger RNA of Scedosporium apiospermum, 477 nucleotides long. RefSeq lists its product as uncharacterized. The coding region runs from base 1 to 477 and encodes 158 amino acids. Lineage: Eukaryota; Fungi; Ascomycota; Sordariomycetes; Microascales; Microascaceae. The record is from RefSeq and is a predicted model, not a curated record. The transcript has 2 exons.
AUGGCAUCAAACACCGACUCUCUAGAGGAUUCUCUAAGGACCCUCCGUGAGGAGGGGUUCCUAAUUUUAAAUGAUUCACAAGUCGGAGACCUCGUCUCAGAGAUGGAGGACAGGGGCUUCCCAUUUUUGACGUCGUAUGGUCUCCACUACUGCAAACAACAUAUCCUGGACAACGAGAAUGUCCGGCCGAUUCUCGAAGGCCUCCUCGGCACUUGCAAGCUUGGACAUUGGAUAAGAUAUAACUCCCUCCCCGACCGUAUCGAGUGCUUUAGGAAGGGUGGCAGGCGGGCAGGUCUGCGGGCUCUCGUCGUUCAGCAGUGGGCGAAGGGGUCGCAAGCGGUCUACUACGCUGGUUCACACCUCCACGACUUGCCUGCGGUGCCAGGGGAGCGGUCCUUAUACGAAACGGAGGAGGAGGAGUUGGAAAAAGCUGGCUGUAAGGCGAUUGAGAAGAUAUUUCGAGAUGGAGAGCUGUGA